Messenger RNA from Coffea arabica (coffee), 3454 nucleotides. Its product is annotated as G patch domain-containing protein TGH. Gene Ontology annotation, molecular function: RNA binding. Gene Ontology annotation, biological process: mRNA processing. NCBI's taxonomy places the organism in Eukaryota, Viridiplantae, Streptophyta, Magnoliopsida, Gentianales, Rubiaceae. Gene Ontology annotation, cellular component: nucleus. The record is from RefSeq and is a predicted model, not a curated record.
GAAGUCGUGCCCAUUAAAUCAUCAUAUUGCACGUCUUCAAUGGGAGCUUCUGCUGCUGCUGCUUCUUCCUCUUCUUCAUCAUUCUCGAAUCAAUACUUCUUCCUGCACAAGUAGUAUAACAAUCAAGCAGAAUUAGGGUCACGUUGAUCACAUUAACUCAUAAUUGAUAAUUCUAUUCAGAAAAUAUGGACAGCGAUGAAGAAGAUUUCGUGUUCUACGGAACACCAAUAGAACGCGAAGAAGAAAUCACCUCUCGUAAGAAGAAGGCUGUCGCUGAAGCCUCUGGUCAGUUACGAACCGCCGUCCCCUGGAAGCAAGAGGUUAGAGAUGAAGAAGGGAGGAGGAGGUUUCAUGGGGCAUUUACUGGUGGAUUUUCGGCUGGUUAUUAUAAUACAGUUGGCUCUAAAGAGGGAUGGACUCCACAGUCUUUCACAUCUUCUCGGAAGAGCAGAGCUGAAUUUAAGCAACAAAGUGUUCAGGACUUUUUGGAUGAGGAUGAAAAAGAUGAAUUGGAGGGUCGCUCCCUGGGGACGUCUAUGCAGUUUGAUACAUUUGGGUUCACUGCAGCAGAACUUGCUCGGAAACAAGCUGAGAAGGAACAAGAGAAGAGGCCCUCGGCUAUUCCUGGACCCGUUCCUGAUGAAGUAUUAGUUCCAGCCUCAGAAUCAAUUGGGAUCAAAUUACUAUUGAAGAUGGGAUGGAGGCGUGGUCGUUCAAUAAAGGAAUCAAGUGCUAAUUCUCUUUAUGAUCUUCGUAGAGAAGCUAGGAAAGCCUUUCUUGCACUUUCAGCUGGCGAUACAGCUGGAAAGAGUGCAAGUUCUGAACUGGUUGACAAUGACGUUGAGGAUGUUACAGAUCCAUCAGCUGACGAUGGUACCGUUUUUUCCAGAAGUACACCAGUGUAUGUUCUCAAUCCAAAACAGGACUCACAUGGUUUAGGUUAUGAUCCUUUCAAGCAUGCUCCUGAAUUUAGGGAAAGGAAAAGAUCACGGAUGUUGGGGACCAAGGAGACAUUGCAUCGGAAGCCUUUUCCAGUGGGUGAUAGUCUGUUUGGUUUCAAAUCAGGAAGGGUUGCACCGGGUUUUGGCAUUGGUGCUCUUGAGGAUUAUGAUGCUGAAGAUGAAGAUGUAUAUGCCUCAGGUUAUGACUUUGAAGAAUCUUAUGUUGAAGAAACUGAAGAGCCUUCUAAACCAAUGAAUGAGAAUAUAAAAUUGUUGCGUAAUAAGGAAGAUGGACUCUUGCCAGGUUUUAAGGCUGCCUCAAAUUCAGACUACCAGUUAGAAAGAUUUGGUCCUCCAGUUAUUCCUAAGGAUUUUGUCCCCCAUCAUAAGUUUACUGCUCCACUAGAUGUUGGCAACAAAAUCACUGAGGAAACUCCCCCUGAAGUUCCUCCUCCAGACGAUAAUAAUCUCAAGCUCAUGAUUGAUGGAAUGGCAACUUUAGUAGCUCGCUGUGGCAAAUUAUUUGAGGACCUCUCUAGGCAAAAGAAUCAGUCAAACCCAUUAUUUGCUUUUCUGUUUGGAGGAAAUGGUCAGGAUUAUUAUACAAGGAAGCUCUGGGAGGAAAGGCAGAAGCACAAUGAUGGCAAAAAGUGGCAAUUGGAUGGGAAAAUUUUUCAAAAUGUUAAGAAGAUGACAGCUGAGAACCGUGGCAAAAUUUUAGGGGAAAAGCCUCUUGAAAGAAGCCUUGAAGAUACAGCUGUGACUGCUGCCUCUACUGAUACCGUUAAUCUACAAUUCAAUCUUGCAGAUACAUUCACGAAACCAGUUUCAUUUGGUGAAGAUCCAGAAGUUGUGAAACCUUUCCAAGAUGACCCUGCAAAGCAAGCAAGGUUUGAACAGUUUUUGAAAGAGAAGUACCGUGGAGGACUACGCUCUAUGGAUGUUGGUGGGUCAAGUCAGAUGUCAGAAGCUGCUCGUGCUCGUGAGAGAUUAGAGUUUGAGGCUGCAGCUGAAGCUAUCGAGAAAGGUAAACAGGGAAAAGAAAUUAAUACCCCUAGUCAGUUGUUUGCAGGUGUACUACCUACAGCAGGGCUGCAGUUUACAUCUGGUGAACCAGAGCAAGCUAAAGCUAGUAAAGAAGAAUUGAUAAAAGAAAAAAGAUAUCCAAGACGGGAGGAGUUUCAGUGGCGGCCUUCCCCUAUUCUGUGCAAGCGCUUUGAUUUAAUUGAUCCUUAUAUGGGCAAGCCACCUCCAGCUCCACGACCAAGGAGCAAAAUGGAUACACUGAUCUUUAUGCCAGAUCCUGUUGUUGCUGCGAAAGUGGAAGAAAAUGUGAUGUUAGGUAAUGACCAAUCAUCACUCUCCAAGGUGGGCAGCGAGGAGAAAGGGAGGGAAAUUGUUGAUGAGGAAAUCAAGGUUGAGGUUAAUGUUGAAAAUGUUGAGAAGCCUGUUGAUCUUUACAAGGCCAUAUUUUCUGAUGAUGAGGAUGAUGAUGAGGAUGAUAGCAAUCCCAUCCAAGCAGAGGAUCCACAAAAGAAUGUUGAAGUUGUAAAUAAAACUCUAAAUCGUCUGAUAGCUGGUGACUUCCUAGAAUCAUUAGGUAAAGAGCUAGGCCUAGAGGUUCCCCCAGAUCUGCCUUACACAGAAAAUAGAGAGUGUGGAACAGCUUCGAGCAAGGAAGUUAUAAUUGUUGACAGGGAAGAAAAGGAUACAGCUGGAGUUGGCAGUAAUAGAUCCUCUGUGGGGUAUGCUGUUACUGGAAGUUUCAUGACUGCAGAAGUGGCACGAGCUUCUAAUGACAAACAAAAUACUACUGGCAGCGCGCAAACAAAUGGCAGUAGAAAGACUGAGGCUGGCAUUCCUGAGAAAAGUGGCAGGAAAGACGCAUCUGAAAAUGUAAAGAAAGAGGAGAGGAAGACUAAGAGUCCCACACGUCGGGCCCGAAAUUGGAGCAGUGGCUCCUCAGAAGAUGAGAGGAGCAGAAAACGUAGCCGUCAUCGACAUAGAAGUAGAAACUCGGGUAGUGAAACAUCUGAUUCAUCUGAUGGUUCUCGACAUUAUUCAAGGUCUGAAGGGAAAAAGAAGAGAUCAUCUCAGGAAAAGAGCAGCAGCCAAAGACAUUCGAAGCACCGUAAACAUAGACACAGAGAUUCUCCAGAGACACAGAGAGAUUCUCGUUAUGGUUCUCGAAAAGAACAUGGAAGAGCCAAGAACAGACGUCGACACAAGGAUUAAGGAAAGUUCGUCCCUUUCUCCACCUCAAUUCCAACGUAUAUUUUUUCAGAAAUUGAGCUCUGAUUAGUUUCUUUCUUCCCCGUGAUUGUAUUGCUUGGGACUAGUUCGAAAAUAACAUACAAUUGGUGUUGCCGGGAGGCAGAAUUUAAUGGGGCUUAUUUUGGGGAGGCGCCGUGAAGCUGUUUGAAACUCCAAUGUUUUAUGUGUCUACAUGUCUCGGUAGUUUAGUGCGACACUCAAACGUACACUUUCAUCUAAUAAUUUUUCUGCUUCCACUC